AUGACACAAGUAUCACCUUCAAAUAAAAAGGUCAAUGAUUUUCUUUCAAGUUUAUCUCAAUUAUCUCAAGAGAGAUUACGGGAAGAUCAGCAACGACAAAGAAAUUUACAGAGAAAUAUUGAUGAAUUACAACUGAGACUGGCCAGCACAUCACCUAGCAAAUCUUCCAUAUCAACUACAAGUUCUACAUUGGCAACAUCAUAUUACGGUUACUCUGUUCCCGAUUUAAAGUUUAACAGAAGUAGAUUAACUGUUGAGAACACCAAAGAACAAACAAAACACAAUGAAAAGGUCUAUGAAGAGGAAGACGAAGAAGAAGCACCAAAAUUACCACAACGACCCAUAAACCAUGAAACAGCUACAAAGAACCCACCACCAUUACCGAAAAGAAAAUAUAAAGAAGAAAUUGAAGAAAAGCCACCUGCGUUACCAGCCAGAAAACCAGAACUUGAGAAGAUUAAUUUGUUGAAACCAGUUGCAAGAAAAUCGUCAUUUCCUAUGCCACUGAAACCUACGCAACUCAAUUUAAAUGUCAACUUGAAGGCUUCGAAUGAGUCAUCAGGUAAGCAUCGAUCUUUUAAAGAUAUUGAAGAAUUAAUAAAAUCUGGUAACACAGUUAAGAAAACGGCACCAAGACCACCUGAAAAAUUGACAAUAGAUAAACCUACGGUUACUUCACCAAAGACGCCAGUGAAACCAACUAAAGCCGAUUGGCUCACAUCAUUGUCUACAGCGAAGACCACUACAUCAACCCCGCAAGCGGUUUCACCUGAUUCAAAAAGACCAGUACCGCCUAUUAUUUCACAUAAAAAUUGGAUAGAUAGUGCUGUUAGUAAAACCGACACCAAACCUCCAGUGGAAAAACCUAGUAAACCAUCAUUUUUGAAAAAAACCACUAAACCAGAAAUACCCAAGAAACCAAAUUUACCAAAGGAAAACUUGUUUGAAACCGAAGAAGAAGCUGAAUUCAAAUUGAAAUUUAAAGAACUCAAGUCAGCAUCAGCAUCAGUAUCACCAGAAAAAGUCGAGAAAAAGAUUACUGGUGUUCCACAGAACAAGGUUAUAGUGGAAUUUGAAGCGAAGUUAGCACAACUUAGAUCUCAAUCGCCCACCAGGAAACCAAUUGAAAGAACAAAAGAUGAACAAGAAUAUCUUUCCAAAUUUGAAAAAGUAAAAGCUGGUCCCAUUCCACCACUAAGGCCCAAAAGUAUGACUUUUAACAAUCCACCACCAGAGUUUCAAAAACGAUUUGAAAAAAUUGUGACUAAAGCUCCACCCAAACCAAUCAAACCAUCUAAAGUAUCAUUGAGUACUUAUCAAGAAAAAGAUACUAAAGAAUUGAUGUCCCAGUUAAAGAGACUUGGCUCACCGAAGAAAGAGGAUCAAGAGAAGCCGAAAGUGGAGCACAAAAAAGAAGAGGAUACUAAAGAUAUUGUCACUAGUAAUGGUGGCAAUGAACAAUCCAAACGAAGAACACGGGGACCAAAAAGGAGAUUACCAAAGUUGAAAGAAAUAGGUGAUUUAAAACCAACGAGAGUGAUUAGUGGAGAGUUGUUUAUAUAG
Candida albicans SC5314 is the source of this 1563-nucleotide messenger RNA. RefSeq lists its product as uncharacterized. Bases 1 to 1563 code for a protein of 520 amino acids. Lineage: Eukaryota; Fungi; Ascomycota; Pichiomycetes; Serinales; Debaryomycetaceae. The record is from RefSeq and is a predicted model, not a curated record. The transcript has a single exon.